GGGAUUUCCGGCUGGGGGUCACGGUUCUUGGUUCGGUUAAGGUUUCUGCAAGAACUGAUACUCAUGCUGUGGUUCAGGUGUGGAGGUGGUCUCUGAGAGCCGCACUUCACCGCAGAGUCCUACGUCUUCUCCGGCUGGAGCUACUGUCUCUGCAAUCCUGAGAGAGAGGUAAAGAAACAUUGCUUGGUUGCCUCCCAUACGCACCUGGACCAGGGGAUCAAACCUGCAACCCAGGGGUUUUCUUUCAUGACUGUUUUCUUCAAAAUGAGUGUUAGCAUCGCCUUCGUAAGACCUUUUGCUAGAGUUGUGGUGCCAUUUACCCUUAACAAGAAGAGAAGUGUUUUAUAUUCAUCAAUUCUUCAGAGAUACAUGUCUUCCAAAAUACCACCUAUGCCCUGUCCUGAUAAGGAGAGUACAUCACCUGAACAGCUGGAAUUGGAUGCGUGGAAAAUUACAAUGAAGUCUAGUGUACAAGAAGGUGUUUCAACAGUCUUAAGUACCAACGAUGAAGAUCCUUUAGUGGCCACCAGGGAGUUAAUUGAGAUGUGGAGAUUGCUUGGCAGAGAAGUUCCAGAACACAUCAGUGAUGAAGAGCUCAAAACAAUUAUGGAAUGUGCUUCUAAAUCAUCAAAAAAAAAAUAUUUAAAAUUUUUGUAUGUUAAGGAAAAAAUGAAAAAAGCUAAGAAAAUUAAAAAGGAAAUGAAAGCAGCAGCAAAGGAAAAAGCAAAAGAAGACCAGCUACUAGAAACCACUAAGGAAAAUAAACAGCAAAACUUCCUAUUUCUACGACUUUGGGAUAGGAAUAUGGACAUAGCAAUGGACUGGAAGGGUGCCCAGGCCAUGCAGUUUGGGCAACCUUUGGUUUUUGACAUGGUUUAUGAUAAUUACAUGAAACCAAAAGAGCUGCAGAAUACUGUUUCCCAACUUUUAGAAAGUGAAGGACGGAACAGAAGAGAUGUUGAUCCUUUCCAUAUUCAUUUCUGCAAUCUUAAAACAGAUGGCCCUUUUUACAGAGAAUUAAUUAAACGUUAUGGAGAAAAAUGGAACAAACUGCUUGUAACAGCAACAGAAAAGUCACAUAUAGAUUUAUUUCCAAAGGACAGUAUUGUAUAUUUAACUGCAGAUUCUCCCAAUGUUAUGACUACUUUCAAGCAUGACAAAAUUUAUAUAGUGGGAGCUUUUGUUGAUAAGAAUAUACAGUCAGGCAUAUCCCUAGCCAAGGCAAAACGACUGAAUCUGGCAACAGAAUGCUUUCCGUUAGAUAAAUAUUUACAGUGGGAUACUGGUACAAAAAAUCUCACCUUAGAUCAGGUAAUACGUAUUUUGUUAUGUCUGAAAAACAAUGGUAGUUGGGAAGAGGCUCUGAAGUUUGUUCCAAGGAGAAAACAUACUGGUUAUCUGGAGAUUCCUCAGUAUUCUCAAGAGUUUGUCAACAGAGGGAAGAAGUCAAAGAUUAUUAAGUCAUUUCAAAAAGGCUCUCUGAAUAUAUACACACAGAAAAGAUAACUUAAAAGAAUAUUCGAUAGCUUAAAAAGUAAAUAGAUUGGAAAUACAGUUGUUAGUCUCUUCCUGAAUGAAAUUCACUUGCUCUUUAGAAGUUGUCUUUUGAAACUAACUGAAGUAUUGUACUUUCCCCAAUUAAGUAAAAAUCUGCAAAACUUUGGAAAUGUAUGUAUCUUUUACAAUAAAAAAAAUCUUAGUAAAAAGAGUUGUCUGGGUUUGUUGAACCCAGUAAA
Molecule: messenger RNA, 1736 nt
Organism: Phyllostomus hastatus (greater spear-nosed bat)
Lineage: Eukaryota; Metazoa; Chordata; Mammalia; Chiroptera; Phyllostomidae
Gene: TRMT10C
Product: tRNA methyltransferase 10C, mitochondrial RNase P subunit
Exons: 3
Coding region: 247-1506 (419 amino acids)
Biological process (GO): mitochondrial tRNA 5'-end processing; positive regulation of mitochondrial translation
Cellular component (GO): nucleoplasm; nucleus; mitochondrion
Molecular function (GO): tRNA binding
Source: RefSeq, a predicted model, not a curated record